Tetrahymena thermophila SB210 is the source of this 594-nucleotide messenger RNA. Its product is annotated as 40S ribosomal protein S7. The transcript is spliced from 3 exons. Gene Ontology annotation, molecular function: structural constituent of ribosome. Gene Ontology annotation, biological process: ribosomal small subunit biogenesis; translation; rRNA processing. The record is from RefSeq and is a predicted model, not a curated record. Gene Ontology annotation, cellular component: cytosolic small ribosomal subunit; ribosome; 90S preribosome. Lineage: Eukaryota; Ciliophora; Oligohymenophorea; Hymenostomatida; Tetrahymenidae.
AUGGCUUUAGCUAAAUUCCACAAGAAGCAAUCCUUAACUAAGAUCGAAGAAUAGGUCGGUUCCGCUUUGGUUGAACUCCAAAACACCCACCCUGAUUUGAAGACCUCCCUCGAAUCUAUCAUCCUCACCCAAGUUAAGGAAUUCUAAAUUAACAAGACCAACAAGAAGGCUAAGUCUGCUGUCUUAAUUUACGUCCACUUCCAAUCUUACAGAGUUCUUUUGUCUGCUGCUAGAAAGCUCAUCAUCGAACUCGAAAAGAAGCUCAAGCAAAUCGUCUUCUUCACCGCUUAAAGAAAGAUCGAAUCUAAGUGGGUUAAGGAACACAAGUCUCAACAAAGACCCAGAUCCAGAUGUUUGACCUACGUCUACGAUGCUCUCCUUGACGACUUACUCCUUCCUUCCACCCUCAUUGGUAAGAGAAUCAGAGCUAGACUCGAUGGUACUUCUUUCUACAGAAUCCAAUUAGACCAAAACGAUAGAGAUUUCUUGGAAGAAAAGUUAGAUGCUAUCACUCACAUCUAUAAGACUGUCACCACCAGAGAAGUCACCUUCGAAUUCAAGGAAGACAAAACUUUCCAUACCUUCAAGAAAUGA